UAUUUCUUGCAAAUCCUUUUGUCACUUUCAGACAGUUUUUUGUUGGUUUCCUCCCAUGGCGGUUUGUGGUUGCUAAUGUGGGCAGGCCUUUCAGCGUAGCUGCAGUAUUUCUUCUGUUCAUAUGCACUGACACGAAACUCACACACCACAAACAAUUAUCAUGUGGCUUGCAGAAUUUUCACAUCUUCAAUUAUAGGACUCCUCUUCUUGCUCCUUCUGAGUUGUUCUUUUCCAGAUUUUUGGGACGGAAAAGAGCAGAAGUGAGGGUAUAAAGAGUUUGCAUCUGGACAGCCCUUUUGUCUGAAGUUCAUUUCUCAGACGGGUUCGUGAGAGUCUUGAAGGCGUUGGAGCGAUUUCCAUGGCUUCAGCUAUCAAGACUCUUGGGCUAUCACCGCCGCCCUCUUAUUUUGGUUUGAGUUCAGAGAAAAGGGUGCAUUCUAGAUGUCAGAUUAGGUGUUUGGGUAGCAGGGAUUCGAGUUCUACUGCUGCUUUGUCUUCUGAUUCUGUGAAAGUAAAUGGGGCUGUGAAUGGAGUGAAGGAGGAGAGGAAAAGGGCUGUUCUUGAUUCAGGAAAUGGGCAGGUGAGCUCAGGUGUUCAGAGACAAGAAGUGGAUUUUGAGCAGGAAAAGUUGGAACCUUUGUGGGAUGAUGGAUAUGGGAGUGAAACUGUUAAAGAUUAUCUUGAUUAUGCUAAGGAUAUAAUAAAGCCGGACGGCGGGCCGCCCCGGUGGUUCACUCCAAUCUCAUGUGGCCCUUAUUUGAGAAAUUCACCUGUUCUUCUUUUCUUGCCGGGAAUGGAUGGUCUUGGACUUGGCCUUAUUCUGCACCAUAAGUCUCUUGGAAAGGUGUUUGAUGUGCGGUGCAUGCAUAUCCCGGUGCAGGAUCGAACACCAUUUGAAGAGUUAGUAGAAUGGGUCGAAGAAACUGUGAGGGCUGAGCACUCUUCGUCCCCAAAUAAACCCAUUUAUCUAGUCGGAGAUUCACUCGGUGGAUGUUUGGCACUUGCAGUUGCAGCUCGUAAUCCCAAAAUUGACCUUGUAGUCAUAUUAGCCAAUCCAGCAACUUCAUUUGGCAGGUCGCAACUGCAGCCUUUGCUGCCUUUAUUGGAGGCGUUGCCCGAUGAACUUCAUACCACAGUUCCUUAUCUCCUAAGCUUCGUUAUGGGUGAUCCGAUGAAGAUGGCUGCAGUAGACAUUAACGGAAUGCUGCCUCCUUCGCAAUAUUUUGAACAGUUAGCUGCCAACCUUACUUCUCUAUUGCCUCGUCUUUCUGGCUUGGCUGAUAUCAUACCCAAAGAAACCCUGCUUUGGAAAUUGAAGCUGCUCAAAACUGCUGCUGCUUACACUAAUUCUCGUCUGCAUGCCGUUAAAGCUGAAGUACUCAUCCUCGCUAGUGGCAAGGACAACAUGCUUCCCAGUGGAGACGAGGCUCGGAGGCUUAGGAGAACGUUACAGAAUUGCAAAGUGCGCUACUUCAAAGACAACGGCCAUACAAUAUUAUUGGAGGAUAGCGUUAAUCUGUUGACUAUUAUUAAAGGUACUAACACCUACCGCCGUACAAGAAACCAUGAUUACGUCAUGGACUUUGUACCUCUUAGUAUGUCUGAGUUUGAGCAAGCAGUCGAGGGAAAUGGAUGGUUCCGCAACUAUGCUGGUCCAGCUAUGUUUUCGACUAUGGAAGACGGUAAGAUAGUGAGGGGCCUAUCAGGUGUGCCAGAAGAAGGUCCCGUCUUGCUAGUCGGCUACCACAUGCUUAUGGGCUUAGAACUCAGUCCAUUAGUUGAAGAAUUUUUGAGGGUGAAGAAUGUUAUGGUCCGUGGUAUAGCACACCCGACUUUGUUUUCACAUCUUGUUGAAAGUGAAAACCAGGAAUUUUCUUUGCCCGACUAUCUUAGGUUGUAUGGCGCGGUGCCCGUAAGCGCGAGUAACCUUUUCAAGCUGUUCAAGAAAAAAUCUCAUGUGCUGCUUUAUCCCGGUGGCGCUCGUGAGGCUUUGCACAGGAAGGGUGAAGAGUAUAAGUUAUUUUGGCCUGACCAGCCGGAGUUUGUCAGGAUGGCUGCAAGAUUUGGGGCGACAAUUGUACCAUUUGGAGUUAUCGGAGAGGACGACCUAGCUGAGUUAAUUCUAGACUACGACGACAUCAUGAAAAUCCCUGUUUGGGGCGACCGGGUAAGAAGCGACAACAAGAAAUAUGAAGCGUUUAAUGUCAGGGCUGGAAUGAGCGGUGAGGUUGCCAACCAGGCUUUAUAUCUUCCGGGACUUCUUCCAAAGAUUCCUGGCCGUUUAUACUACCUGUUUGGGAAGCCGAUUCAGACAAAGGGACGAGAAGAGAUGUUGAAGGACAGAGAAGAAGCAAGAAAAGUCUACUUGCAGAUAAAGUCUGGCGUCGAGACAAAUAUGUCGUACCUGCUUCAGAAGAGAAAGGAAGAUCCUUACAGAGGUAUUCUUGAUAGGACAGUAUAUCGAGCUUUCCAUGCUCCAAUGGACCAGGUUCCGAGUUUUGAACCAUAAAAGACAAGUUCUAAGGAGAAACGCCCACCAUCGAUGAAAAGUACUGUAGAAAGAUUCAAAAUAACGGUGUAACGAGAAGGGCCUGAUUGAUGGACUGAAAUCUCUAACACCGGGCAAGCAUGAAUUAAGUUAUGGACAUGCCUAAGGUGUGUAAAAGAGGAGAUAUAUAGAAGUUGUUGAAGACACACAUUGUUGUACUAUUGCAUCAUUCAUAUACAGACAUUGUUGUCUGUAUUAUUGCAAAACCUUGUAUAAUAAUAAUUCCUAUGGUUUUGAAUAUGUCCUGAUUUUUUUGUGAGGAA
Molecule: messenger RNA, 2811 nt
Organism: Sesamum indicum (sesame)
Lineage: Eukaryota; Viridiplantae; Streptophyta; Magnoliopsida; Lamiales; Pedaliaceae
Gene: PES1
Product: Esterase/lipase/thioesterase family protein
Cellular component (GO): membrane
Source: RefSeq, a predicted model, not a curated record